AUGGCCGCGCCGACGCCAACCGUCCCCUCGCUCAAAGAAUCCUUCAUAACGGCGCAGACGAACCUCCUCUCACAGCCGCUCGCGCCAUCCCGCAUCUGGCGCCGCAACAACAACGCGUCGAGCCAGCCGAUCCCGACGCGCGUGCUCGACGACGCCCUCUUCAACCUCAACCAGACCAUCCAGCUGCACUGUCGGCGCGUCUACCCCCCGCAAGCGAGCUACAAUGUUGCCGAGCAGAUAAGCAAUUCGUACGCGAGGGACGCAGAGGAACGGGUCGGCAAGCUGAAGGAGUCGGAGAGCAGUAUCGGCCGCGAACUGGACCUGGCUGCGGACGAUGCGAUUGAGGAGCUGCCUUCUUCGUGGCCGAUCGAAACGGACCUUGAUAAUUACCCCGAGGAAGCAGAUCAGUAUGAGGCGAUCGUCCGCCGGCUGACCCAGCUAAGUGAGGAGCGGAAGCAAAUACGGCUUCGUGUGGAACAGCUCCGUCGCAUCGAAGCCGCUAUCAAGCCUUUGGCUAUCACGGAUGAAGUCACUAUUCAAGACAACUUGGUUACGCGCGACGGGCCCGUGGAGAAGGAGCUGGAGAGGAUGAGAGUCCUGCUUGCACGCGUGACAAGCCGGGUGGCCGGUUUGCCGGAUCACCCUGCCAACAAUCGUUCAGGGUCAAGGACUAGCUCAGUUGUGGACUUGGGGGGGAUGACCAAGUCGAGGAAGAGGAAUAUUGACAGCUUUCUUGCGGAUCCUCGAGUCUUCCCCUCAUGA
Molecule: messenger RNA, 762 nt
Organism: Metarhizium brunneum ARSEF 3297
Lineage: Eukaryota; Fungi; Ascomycota; Sordariomycetes; Hypocreales; Clavicipitaceae
Cellular component (GO): Mis6-Sim4 complex
Source: RefSeq, a predicted model, not a curated record